CACUCGGCCUUUUCCGUUCACUCGCGUAUCUGUGCCUAAGGUGCUCGGUCCUUCUCACGAAGCUAAGGCCUGUGAAUCCGGCGACUAGCACCGUUAAAAUUAGGCAUCCACGUCUGAAACAAUAACCCACUGAAAGAGCAAUGGCAUCUGUUUCCGAGCUGGCUUGUAUUUACUCCGCUCUCAUCCUCCACGAUGAUGAAGUUACCGUCACGGAGGACAAGCUACAUGCUCUCAUCAAGUCUGCUGGUGUGACCAUUGAGCCUUUCUGGCCUGGUCUUUUCGCUAAGGCUCUGGCCAGCGUUGACAUCGGCAGUCUGAUCUGUAACGUUGGUGCUGGAGGUGGAGCUGCUCCUGCCGCUGCUGUUGCAGGAGGUGCAGCUGCUCCUACAGUAGACGCACCAGCCAAAGAGGAGGAGAAGAAAGAAGAGAAGAAAGAUGAGUCCGAGGAGUCUGAUGACGACAUGGGCUUCGGUCUUUUUGAUUAAAGCAGUUCUUUUAAUAAAAAAACGAAACUGUCAA
This is a messenger RNA of Triplophysa rosa, 519 nucleotides long. It is a transcript of the gene rplp1, whose product is annotated as ribosomal protein, large, P1. Gene Ontology annotation, cellular component: ribosome; cytosolic large ribosomal subunit. Gene Ontology annotation, biological process: cytoplasmic translation; translational elongation. Gene Ontology annotation, molecular function: ribonucleoprotein complex binding; structural constituent of ribosome; protein kinase activator activity. Bases 141 to 485 code for a protein of 114 amino acids. The transcript has 4 exons. NCBI's taxonomy places the organism in Eukaryota, Metazoa, Chordata, Actinopteri, Cypriniformes, Nemacheilidae. The record is from RefSeq and is a predicted model, not a curated record.